UGAGACUACUGCGCGAACCAGUCCGACGUUACCUCUGCAGAGGAAAACGCAAUGGAUCCCUGAUCGCUUUCCUUUCUAUCUCCCUUCACGCCUUGAAAACAAAACUCGCAUCCAACAUACUGCUUUAUCUACUAUUUAUCUGAGGCGUUACAGGGCGGUGCAACAAUGUGGAUCCAGGUUCGCACGAUAGACGGGAAGGAGACGCGAACCGUUGAGGAUCUUUCUAGACUGACCAAAAUUGAGUCUUUACGUUUGAAAAUACAGGACAUCUUCAGUGUAAACCCACAGCAGCAGCGCCUGUUCUACCGAGGAAAGCAGAUGGAAGAUGGCCAGACGCUGUUUGACUAUAACGUGGGACUGAAUGACAUCGUGCAGCUGCUGAUUCGCUCGCAGACUGACCCUCCAGACAGCCCCGCCACCAAGGACUCCUCCGGAGUGGCCUGUAGUUCAGCCCCCCCGACGGACUGCAGGUCAGAAAGCCACAACUCCCCAGCUCCCGGCUCCCCCGCUGCUAUGGAAAUCUCCCCCAAUAUAGACAAUGAACGCAGCAGCGUCAAUCCCAGCACUGUUAAUGAAACCAAGCCGGACACCAGCGCUACCGGUAACUCAGCCAGUACCAAAAAUGGGUUCAAGCCCCCCAGUCCAGCACGGGACACUCAGCCCCCCACAUCCAGCAGAAACACACUAGUGGACCCAGGAAUUGGUGUGUACAAGAUUUACGAGCUGGUGGACUGCAGAGACGUCAGCAUCGGUGCCUGGUUUGAGGCCUGCAUCGAAAACGUGACACGGGCUCCCAAAGGACAGAUAACGCCCACCAAGGGCAAGGUGGGCCGGCCCCCAAAAAGGACUAAUGGAAAGCUGGAGGCCGAGCAGGGACAGGCCCACGGCCAGGGCCAAACCACAGACAGUAACAGGAAUAUUGUUGCGUUAAGCUCUGAGAGUAACGGAGCCUCCACCUCUCAGACAGACUCUGCAGCAGCUUCAGAAACCAAGGAGAGAGAAGAGGAUGUAAUGUACCAUAUUAAAUAUGACGACUAUCCAGAGAACGGUGUGGUAGAGAUACGGCCGGUGGAUGUUCGGCCCCGUGCCAGGACCCUGCUGCGGUGGGACCAGCUGCAGGUGGGCAUGCGGGUGAUGGUCAACUACAACAUGGAGACGCCAGAGGAGAGGGGCUUCUGGUUUGAUGCCGAGGUUCAGGCCCUUAACCAACCCUCCCGCACCAACAAAGAGCUUCGAGUCAAGAUCCUCCUGGGGGGUCCUGGAGAUAUAAUCGGGGAUUGUAAAGUUCACUUUCUUGAUGAAAUCUACCAGUUGGAGAGACCAGGAGCUCCUGCCCUCUCAGCUUCAGAUGGACAAUUUAAACGGAAGAGCGGGCCAGAGUGUAAGCACUGCAAGGCUGACCCUGAGGCCGAGUGUCGCUUCUGCUCCUGCUGUGUGUGCGGCGGGAAGCAGGAUGCUCACAUGCAGCUGCUGUGUGACGAGUGCAACAUGGCGUUCCACAUCUACUGCCUCAACCCGCCGCUGUCCACCAUCCCAGAUGACGAGGACUGGUACUGUCCCACCUGUAAGAACGACACCAGUGAGGUUGUGAAGGCAGGCGAAAAGCUCAAAGCCAGCAAGAAAAAAGCCAAGAUGCCUUCGGCGACAACUGAGAGUCAAAGGGACUGGGGAAAGGGUAUGGCCUGUGUGGGGCGUACUAAGGAGUGCACAAUUGUUCCUUCAAACCAUUAUGGACCCAUACCUGGUGUUCCUGUUGGGACCACCUGGAAAUUCAGAGUUCAGGUGAGUGAGGCAGGCGUUCACAGGCCGCAUGUUGGUGGUAUCCAUGGGCGCAGUAACGAUGGCUCCUAUUCGCUGGUGCUGGCUGGUGGCUUUGAGGAUGAAGUGGAUCGGGGGGAUGAGUUCACCUACACAGGCAGCGGGGGUCGUGACCUCUCAGGCAACAAACGGAUUGGAGAGCACUCUUUUGACCAGACCCUGACACACAUGAACAGGGCGUUGGCUUUAAACUGCGAUGCACCGCUGAACGACAAAGACGGGGCAGAGUCCAGGAACUGGCGGGCAGGAAAGCCAGUGAGAGUUGUGCGCAGUUCUAAAGGUCGACGCAUCAGCAAAUACGCUCCUGAGGAGGGAAACCGCUACGAUGGUAUUUACAAGGUGGUAAAAUACUGGCCAGAGAUUGGAAAGUGUGGUUACCUGGUGUGGCGGUACCUGUUGAGACGGGAUGAUCUGGAACCAGCACCUUGGACACCUGAAGGAUUGGAGAGGAUCACAAAACUGGGCCUUGCUGUUCAGUACCCGCCCGGCUACUUGUCAGCCAUGGCCAACAAAACAAAGAAGGAGGCCUGUGCCAGACCUGGUCGUGGUGGCCGCAGUAAGCACUAUCCCGGGAGGGGGAGACCACGGAGACGCAAGAUCAAGGAGAAAGAAGAGAAUGACGACGAUGAGGAGUACGGGAAGCCAAUUGCCAGUACGGAUGAAGAGGAGCCACAGAGUAAUGGAGAGAAGAAGACAACCAGAGAAAUUGAAUCAUCACCAGCUGCAGAGCCUCUCACUAAAAAGGUGAAGAUAGAGGAGACUUUCCAGCUGUCAGAGCAGCAGAAGCAGUUGAUCCGGGAGGACACAGCUAACAAGAAACUCUGGGAUGAAGCCAUGGGACACCUUAAAGAGGGACCGAAUUUCCUGAGGAAGAUGGAGCAGAUCUUUAUGUGUGUGUGCUGCCAGGAGCUGGCUUUCCAACCCAUCACCACUAUCUGCACACACAAUGUUUGCAAGACUUGUCUACAGCGGUCGUUCCGAGCACAGGUCUACACCUGCCCCGCCUGCCGUCAUGACCUGGGCCAAGACUACGUGAUGACCCAAAACGUGACGCUUCAGGUGCUGCUUGACCAGUUCUAUCCGGGCUACAGCAAGGGCCGAUGAGGACAAAAUCAACUUUAUAAGUAGAAUACGUACAUACGCGCACAUAAGCAUCCAUUCUGUGCACCUGUGUACAAAUACCUAGAGCUCCACUUUAAAAUGCAUUACGCACACAUACUGUACUUUCACUCGGGCAAAUGUAUAUUGCAUAUACAGCCAUUUAAUGUACACAAUCAUUCACACACAAACAACCUCAGUAGGGCCUGACCUCAUCUGUUAAACCUGGACCGUCUCCAUUAACAUCACCAGCCUGAAAUUCAAAGGACAUUUUAUAGGCUCCCAACUUUAGCCCCCAUAAACGCACAAAAGGAGCCUAAAUUCAAACCCACUAUCCACCUCAACAUAUUAGUUUUUUUGUUUCCCGCUCCACUGUGUUGUUUACUCAUUUGAUACUCAAGUUGAUAAAGCACAUUGUUUGAGUGCAAAUUCCUCCCCAGCAAUAUUAUGGGAUCGUCCUUCUUCUCCUGCCAACCUGUAUGCAAUUUGUGUACCAUUUGAGCAAAAAUACUGAGCUGCUUCAAAUAUUUGCAGUAUUUUAGGCAUCUGGCAAAUAAAGGUGCUAGUUAAAUGCAGAGAUUAAGGCACAGCAGGAAAUCACACCCACUGCCCAAGAUUCAGAAUCAGCAAGAAGGUUACAUGACGAGUUUGCAUGUAAUGGCACGGUAAAAUGAACCAGUAUGUCUAUAUAAAAUAGAAGCACACAUCGUUUAAUGCCUUUUAAAGCACUUUAUCAAUGACAUGACUUAUUAUGUAGGUUAAUCUGGAGCAUGUGUUAGCAAUCUACUAACUGCUCCUGUCACUUGGAAAAAUGCCAUUAUAAAAUGUCUUGCCAGAGCAUUUCAGAAAACAGAAAUUUGGCAGCUGUCUCCGGUUUGUUUGGAGCGUCCGGAGAUUUCUGGGUUAAAAAAAACAGCAUCCUCGUAGUGAACCUAACAGUGAUCAUCAGGCACAACUCUUUCAGAUUUAAUAAGGAGAAAUAAAGGCAUUAAGUUCAUAAACAUACCAUAGACAUGAAGCACUAGAUCAGUUCAGAGGCAAAUAUCUGCAGAAUCCGGCCAAAAUAUGUUGUUUCUAAUGAGGAAUCACACCUGAAAAUAAAAUGCACUUAUCUCAAACAUGA
Messenger RNA from Eleginops maclovinus (Patagonian blennie), 4039 nucleotides. Its product is annotated as E3 ubiquitin-protein ligase UHRF2-like. Gene Ontology annotation, molecular function: protein binding; ubiquitin protein ligase activity. NCBI's taxonomy places the organism in Eukaryota, Metazoa, Chordata, Actinopteri, Perciformes, Eleginopidae. The coding region runs from base 166 to 2922 and encodes 918 amino acids. Gene Ontology annotation, biological process: negative regulation of gene expression via chromosomal CpG island methylation; protein ubiquitination. The transcript has 16 exons. The record is from RefSeq and is a predicted model, not a curated record.